Molecule: messenger RNA, 5991 nt
Organism: Prorocentrum cordatum
Lineage: Eukaryota; Dinophyceae; Prorocentrales; Prorocentraceae
Source: the annotation of a GenBank genome assembly
AUGGCGUCCUUCUUCAUGUUUCAAGCUGAUUGGGGCCUGGCCUGCGAGGUCCUUUCGGGCGUCGACGCUGCUGCGGCUGCCGCGCGUGCUCAUCGGCGGCGUCAGCUUUGUCAGCAUGCUGAGGACGCCAGCAGGCCACUGGCGGCGGCAAGGGCCGGUGACCUUGCGCGGCCAGCAGAGGGCGCCGGCAGGUCACCGAUCGCGGACGCUGGCAGGUCACCGGCGGUUGCGCAGGCCGGUGACCUUGCGCGGCUUGCAGAGGGCGCCGGCCGGUCACCGAUGGCAUCUCUGGCCAUUGACCUGGUGCAGCCUGCCGAGGACGCCGGCAGAUCACCGGCGGCUGCGCGGGCCGGUGACCUUGCGCGGCUUGCAGAGGGCUCCAGCAGGUCACCGGUGGCGGCGCGGGUCGGUGACCUUGGGCAGCUUGCUAAGGACGCUGGCAGGUCGCAGGAGGACGCCGACACCGAGCUGCAGCGCUCGCGCCUCCAGCUGGACCAGCUGGUGCCGCAAGUCGAGCUCUUCGGCAAGGACUCGCUGGUCGCCGGCGCGAUCAAUGGCGACACCUGGUCAGGAGCUCGCACGGUGGCGGAGUGGCUGCAGGCGGGCCGCGGACUCCCCGAUGUUCUGUUCGCGCAGGAGACCCGCUUCGUCGAUGGUGCGACAGCGGGGAACGCUCUGCGCGGGAGCGCCUUGGUUGCGCUCGCGGCCGCCCCGGUGGGCGAUUCGCAGGAUGUCUGCGCUCUGUGGUUAGAUGUGGCUGAGCGCCAACUCGUGGCCAAGCUGGAGCAGGAGUCGACCUCGGCGCGCCACUGCCCGAGCAGGGGCCUCGGCGUCGAGCUCGCUCAGAAGCCCCCGAUGGCCCUCCACUUGUCCCGCCAGCGCAGGCGGGCGAGCAGGCGAGAUCGCCCCGCACGGCAGGCGGCCGCGCUGCAGCUGGAGCCAGCCAUCUCUGAGGCACCGUCGCUGCAGAAGUGCGCGCUGGACGAUUGGCUCGGGCUCGCCACUCGAGCGAGCCCCCUCUGCGAUUGGUUCGACGGAGUCAUGGAGGGCGAGGUGGCCCAGCGCUGUCGGCAAGAUGCGGCCGCCCGCGCGAAGGAUUGGAAAUCCUUCUGCGCCGCCGCCCUCGGCGGAUCUGGGCGCGUCGCGCGCCGCGCGAUCAAGGGGCGCGGGGCAAAAGCCCCGCCAGUUGCGCAGUCUGGGGGCGAAACGGGUCUCGGCCAGGUGGGCUCAGCGGCCGCGGAGGCGAUCCUCGACGAGCGGCUGGCGAUCUGGGACAAGCCGUCGCGGUCGUCGGAGCCCCCAGCUGAAGAAUGGAGCGACCCCGCCCCCCUGCCCCCCACCGCCGUCGACCAGAUGCUGGAGGUGGCCAGGGGGCCCCAGAAGGUCACGGGCCUCGGGUGGGACAACUUCCACCCGAUGGGGCCUGUUGCCGUCGAAUGUGCGAAGCAGGGGGUCCAGAAGUGGGAGCUGGCCGUCGACCAGCGUCUCUGCUGGGGCAAGAGUUCGGACGCGGCGGCGGAUCGCGCAGCGUGCGCCCACAACUUGCCAGCGGUGCACGCUCGCAGGCGGGGCAUGAGCAGCGGUUCUGUCUUUUUCGACACUCGAGUUGUCGAGCUGCUGACCCUUCGCGUUUUGAAAGAAGUCCAGGACCCGGCUUGCCGUUCGGUCGACGUCGUUGACGACGCCAAGCUGCGCGCGGUCGGCGGCGCCAGGACGGUGGCCGAGCAGUUUGCGCGGGCGGCCAGGGUGAUAAUGGGAGCCCUGCAGCAGCUGGAUCUCCCAUUCAACGUCAGCAAGACGCAUAAUUGGCGCCAGGGUGGGUUGUUCUUGGGGCCCGAGGUCCAUGUCUUCACCGACGGGUCGGCCUUCGAAGGCUCGGUUCCGUUUUGGGAGGUGGCGGGAUGGUCGGCGGCGGUCACGGAUGGCGAUGGGAAUGUGCUCAACGUGCUCUGGUGGGCGGCGCCGCUGAGCCCGUGCAACCCUCGGGCCCAUUGGUGGGCGCAGGUCCACGACAAGCUGGACGGCGCGGUUGUCCAUGAAGUGGCUGACAGAAAUGCUCGUUGCGGGGCCGAGCUGCUCCGCAGCUCGGAGCAGGAUCGUCUCGUGACCCACUGCUGUCACGAUGUGGCCAGAGAAGUAUCGAUUUUCUCGUCGCGGCAGGAGGCCUUCAUUGCCGGCGAGGGGUCGGUCGACCACGCGCGCGGCAGUCCUUCGGACGUGGGCGUCAUGGCCGCCCCUGAUUGCGGCGUUGGCGCGCUCGCGGUCACUCGUGCCUCAAAGCGCCUAUCGAAGGACAGGCGCCCGGCGCCGCCGGAGUCCGGCGACGCGUGCCGGGCGGCGCCGGCGGGCCUGCCGGCGGAGGCCCCGCCGGCGGAGGAGGCGGCGGGCGGCGCGCAGGGGGGCGGCGGCGCCGAGGCGGCCAGAGGCGUGCUGGACGAGGCGGAGGCGGUGGCCGACCGCGUGCUGGCGUUCCUGCGGGGCCGCGGCCCCGCGGGCGUGGAGGGUCGGACGCUGGACAAGAUCCUCCGCUGGGACAACGACCAGUUGGAGAGGGUGCACGACUUCAUCCAGUGGCUCUUCCCCACCGACGAGCGCAGCCGUGCCCACCCGGAGGCCCCCGUGCUCACGCCCCGGGCGAUCCGGGAGGCGCGCGCCGACCCGGGAAUCAUCAAGAACGUCGACAGGGGCUUGGUGCUGUUCCUGCACUGCCGGAGGGAGGAGGGCGCCGUCCACGGGCAGACCGACUUCGAGAAGGCGGCGGUGGAGCUGGCCCGUCAGGCACGGCGGAGGGCAUCAGCGUCCGUUGACGCGAUGCCGAUGGCCGUUGGCAGCUUCUACCUAGUGUGGUUCGCCGUGCCUGGUCGUGGGAUCUGGCGCGAACGGCUCGUCAGCCAGGGCACGCUCAUCAUGACGGCCGACGGCGACGUUUACCACGAGGGUCAGGUGCCCUCCAGGAAAGUCAGGGGCGCCAAGCCGCUGAGCUGGCAGGGGGCCGCGGUCGACGGGUUCGAGGCGGCGAGCGUCUACCGCUUCGAGCUCCUCCCCACGGCGGUCCAGGUGUGGGACGCGCCUCGCGAGGCGGUGGCAGGCACGGCCACGCCUCCUGCGGGGGAGCCCCCGUGCGGCGACCCGCGCGCCCUGGCGGUGGCUAGGGUCUCGCGCGGUCGCUGCGACCGCUCCUUCGGCGACGCGCUCAGGCAGCAGACCGUGUACGAGCGUGACGAGUGGCCCGUCCGUGGGCCUCAGACGGUGUUCGGGGUCCUCCAGUUCGUGCUUCGGAUGGCUGGAGGCAUCGAGGCGGCGAAGCAGCUCGAGACCAUCUGCCGCAUCCAGGAGGCGUCGAGGGCGUACGUCCAGCUCGUCAUCCCUGAGCUGGCCAGCUUCGAGUAUCUGGCGCGGCAGUUGCAGCUGAUCGAGGGGGGAGUCUGCGACGAGAAGACUCGCGAAGUCGGCGGCCCCGCCGGCGGGCGGCUCGUGGCGCGGCUUGGCGCCGGUGGUGCAACGAGGGUAUCGGCGCUCUCAACUGGCUCCAUGUACGUGCUGGUGCUCUCGACGACCCCAGGCUACCAGAACGCCUCGCGGGUCAGACCCUACGACAAGGCCCGCGCGGCCUGGCCUGCGCUCUCGGGACCUCCCGUCGAGGUCGGCCCCGUCGCGCAGCAGGCCGAUGCCUUUCAGUUGCAGGGUUGGAGGCAGAGUAUGCUGAGAUCCGCAGGCGAGGUCGAGGAGCUUCAGGAGUCGCUAGGUGUCCAGCAUCCCUACGUCGACCCUCUGCUUCGCGAUCCUCGGAAGUAUGCUGAGCUUUUGAACGCGAUGUUGCAGCGCCACAUGAUCGAGUGGACUGUUGCGUCACCUCCCUCUUCUUCCCACUCCGUUGGGAUUUUCUUUGUCCAGAAGAGCGGCGGCAAGCUGAGGCUGGUCUUCGACACGAGUGUGGCGAACGCCUAUUUCAAGUCUCCGCCGAACACCGUGCUGCCUACCCCAUCCGCCUGGGCCUCGCCCGAGUCGUCGGACGACUUUUAUGCGGCCCAGGGGGGCAUCCAGUGCGCCUCCUACCACAUGGCGGUGCCUCCCGACCUGAGGGACUUCUUCCGCCUGCCCACGAUCUCCAACCGCUUCGCGGGCCUGAAGACCGUCGGCUCCAUGAGUGCGGGUCGCCGCGCCUUUCCGCAGCUGGUCGUGCAUGUGAUGCCUAUGGGGUGGAACUGGGCGUUCUAUUUCUGCCAGUCGGCUCUGGUGCGGGGCGCGCUCGACGUGGGGAUCCAGCCGAACCGCCAGCUCGCCGAUGGAGCCGCGCCCGCCCCGCUCGUCAGUAAGAGCGACCUGGUGGCAGCGGGGUGCGUGGGCAACUUUUGCGCGGUGUCCCAGUCAGCCGCCUUGGCGACCGCCAGGGCCCGCGAGCUGGCACAGGCUCAGUCGGAGGGCGUCUUCACGGGCAUCCAGUUCUCGGGCAAGACAGGGAUGCCGCGCGCGAGACCCGACCGCCUUGCACGCCUGCGGCAGGCCAUCCUGGCCUUCUUGAGCCCCGGGUCUGCGUCGCGCGGAGCCCUGACGCCCAUGGUAGGUCACGCCGCGUGGGCGAUGAUCAUGCGGAGAGAGUGCCUGUCGAUAGUCAAUGGUGUGUAUCGUUCAUUCAAGUUGCGGGAACUCUCAGCCGUGGCCGCUCUGUUGCCGUUGAUGCGGGCGUCCUCUCGCGUGCCUUGGUUAGGCACCUUCUACGCGUCAGAUGCUUCGCCGUGCGGGAAGGGUGUGUGCAUGGAAAAGCUGGACCCCCUCGUCGUCUCGUCCACGGGCCGCGUUGCUGAGAAGUGGAGGUAUAGAGUCUCGGAGGCGAUCUCUGCCAGGGCCCAUGCGUGCGAAGGCGGAGGGGGCGAUGAGGGUGCUCAAGAUGCUGCUGUCGGUUGCUCGUUGCCGUCGGACGUGCUGCUCGGGGAGGGGGGCGUCGACUCCGUCCCGGAUUCCGUCGAGCGCUUGCGUCAUCUCCUCCGACGCCUGGCCGCCGUCAGUCUCACCGCGGACAUCCGCGCGGUCGUUCGAUGGAUUCCGAUUGAGCGGAACGUAGCGGAUGGCCCCUCGCGGACGGGCUUCUUAUUAGGGCCAUGGAAGGACUUCGAAGUUGAGACAGGCGACCAGCGACCACUUCAGCACCCAGGGCUGCGGCAGUUGCUAGGGGGGAAGACCUCGUUCCGCGAGAACCCCGCGGUGGCACAGCGGACCCAGGACCUCUGCCACGCUCGCGACGGCCGCUUCCUCCAGUGGUACAUGUGGACGGGGCAGUCGUUCGCGACUGCCGCCGAGCUGGGCGCAUUGCUGCUGGUCUUCUUCGAGAACCUCCGCCUGGACGGGUUCGACACUGCGACGGUGCGCAUGACGAUGGCAGCCCUUCACCACCUGCUGCCGCGCCUGCUGGCGGGGCCCCGUGCUCUGCCGCGGGCCGCGCGGGCUCUCGUGCGGCUCUCCCUGCCGCGCUCGGCGUUGCUCGCCGCGGUGGGGGUCCCGAUGCUGGACAGGAGGUUCGCGGAGGCGGUCUUCGGGGGGUGGGCGUUCGACACCUACUUCAGGCCCAGCGUGGCCUAUCGCCUGGCGGCGGCCAGCCUGGUGGAGCUGCGCGCGGUUUCAGCGACGACGGGCGGCCCUGGCAAGACGGGGGGGACCGACGACAGCGUCAUCAUCGACAACGUGAGCUUGGGGCCCCUCCUCCAGGGCUUGAAGCGCCACCGCGCUACGAGGGAUCCGCGGUGGAACUUCGCGCCCUCGGCGAUCCGCCUGGUCCUCCGCGAGGCGCGGGUCAGGCAGCCGCUCAUCGCCGAGCUCCCGCAGUGCGCGGUAGCGCUGGACAGCGCCGUGGACGGGCGCGAGGCAGAGCUCGUCUCGACAAAGAUGACUACGGUAGCGUGCUCGCCGCCGCCUCUGCCAGCCGACCUGCCGGCAGCGAAGCUGCCCAAGCAGGUUCACGCCCCGCAGCCGAGCCACAGUUGGCGCUUCGGCUGA